Molecule: messenger RNA, 1848 nt
Organism: Mandrillus leucophaeus (drill)
Lineage: Eukaryota; Metazoa; Chordata; Mammalia; Primates; Cercopithecidae
Gene: CLN3
Product: ceroid-lipofuscinosis, neuronal 3
Exons: 15
Biological process (GO): lysosomal lumen acidification; lysosome organization
Cellular component (GO): lysosome; membrane
Source: RefSeq, a predicted model, not a curated record
AUAACUGGUCCUGGCAGGAUACCGUCUCGGUCUUGAGCGCCACUGAUCUAAGGUCAUAGCUCUGCUUGCUGCUCCCACCCGCUCCAGUCUAAAACCUGCGGUUCCAAGGUUCUCCGGCCCCUCCCUUUCUCACGCUCCGAAGCCGAGAAGGCCCAAAGCGAAGAUAGAGAGGACCCGGAAGUAGGGAAAACCUCUGAGCACGUGAUGGGGGAACACGCGUGUGCUGUCACGUGAUCCGACAGCCGGCCUCUGCAAAGUGCAGAAUGUUCUGCUGCUCUUAAAGACCCUCAUCCCUCCCGUGGGAGCCCCUUUUGGACACUCUAUGACCCUGGACCCUUGGGGGACCUGAACUUGAUGCGAUGGGAGGCUGUGCGGGCUCGCGGCGGCGCCUUUCGGAUUCCGAGGGUGAGGAGACCGUCCCGGAGCCACGGCUCCCUCUAUUGGACCAUCAGGGCGCGCACUGGAAGAACGCGGUGGGCUUCUGGCUGCUGGGCCUUUGCAACAACUUCUCUUAUGUGGUGAUGCUGAGUGCUGCCCAUGACAUCCUUAGCCACGAGAGGACAUCAGGAAACCAGAGCCAUGCCGUGCUCCUGGCAGACAUCCUCCCCACGCUCGUCAUCAAAUUGUUGGCUCCUCUUGGCCUUCACCUGCUGCCCUACAGCCCCCGGGUUCUUGUCAGUGGGAUUUGUGCUGCUGGAAGCUUCGUCCUGGUUGCCUUUUCUCAUUCUGUGGGGACCAGCCUGUGUGGUGUGGUCUUGGCUAGCAUCUCAUCAGGCCUCGGGGAGGUCACCUUCCUCUCUCUCACUGCCUUCUACCCCAGGGCUGUGAUCUCCUGGUGGUCCUCAGGGACUGGGGGAGCUGGGCUGCUGGGGGCCCUGUCCUACCUGGGCCUCACCCAGGCUGGCCUCUCCCCGCAGCAGACCCUGCUCUCCAUGCUGGGUAUCCCUGCCCUGCUGCUGGCCAGGUGAGCUGCCCUGAACUGGGAGGGAGAGGGGUGGGGUUUUGCCCCUGGAGGGGAAGAAGAGGUGGAGAGCUCAGCCCGGCAGCCCCUCAUAAGAACCGAGGCCCCGGAGUCGAAGCCAGGCUCCAGCUCCAGCCUCUCCCUUCGGGAAAGGUGGACAGUGUUCAAGGGUCUGCUGUGGUACAUUGUCCCCUUGGUCGUGGUUUACUUUGCCGAAUAUUUCAUCAACCAGGGACUUUUUGAACUCCUCUUUUUCCGGAACACUUCCCUGAGUCACGCUCAGCAAUACCGCUGGUACCAGAUGUUGUACCAGGCAGGCGUCUUUGCCUCCCGCUCUUCUCUCCGCUGCUGUCACAUCCGUUUCACCUGGGCCCUGGCCCUGCUGCAGUGCCUCAACCUGGCAUUCCUGCUGGCGGACGUGUGGUUCGGCUUUCUGCCAAGCAUCUACUUCAUCUUCCUGAUCAUUCUGUAUGAGGGGCUCCUGGGAGGCGCAGCCUACGUGAACACCUUCCACAAUAUCGCCCUGGAGACCAGUGAUGAGCACCGGGAGUUUGCAAUGGCGGCCACCUGCAUCUCUGACACGCUGGGGAUCUCCCUGUCGGGGCUCCUGGCUUUGCCUCUGCACGACUUCCUCUGCCAGCUCUCCUGAUACUCGGGAUCCUUGGGACGCAGGUCACACUCACCUGUGGGCAGAGGGGCAGGUCACAUACCCAGGCCCACCCUAGAGCCCCUCCACGAACUGUGCUCCUGGCCUUUCCAGCAGGGCUGGGAGUAGGGAAGGGCUGAGACCUUGGUCCCCUUGCAGGGGGGGCUAGCCAUUGUCUCCCGCUCAGGGAGCUUCUUCCUGGCAUCAUGCCCUCUGAAUAAAUGCCGAUUUUAUCCAUGAA